Bombina bombina (fire-bellied toad) is the source of this 2582-nucleotide messenger RNA. RefSeq names its product gastrula zinc finger protein XlCGF26.1-like. The record is from RefSeq and is a predicted model, not a curated record. Bases 680 to 2158 code for a protein of 492 amino acids. NCBI's taxonomy places the organism in Eukaryota, Metazoa, Chordata, Amphibia, Anura, Bombinatoridae. The transcript is spliced from 4 exons. Gene Ontology annotation, biological process: regulation of DNA-templated transcription.
UGCCCUCUAUGUCACUGGUGUGAGAUCGCCACACGCUGUAGUGGGAAAAGCUGGUCUGCAAGUCUUUCUAUUGUGCACGUGUCUGCCAUCUUGGUGGUUGGCGAAGCAGGAAAUCUAAAGUCAAAAUCAAUAAAUAUAGAUUGCCCAAAACAAAAAUGGCCUCCAACGUGUUUCUUUUGCAGACAUAUGCCCUUAACAAAGAUGGCAGACUCUGGGCUGUCAUUUCCUGUCUGCCAACCACAAACAUGGCUGCCACAGCUAACUGCUUUAUAUAUACACUAACCUGAGGUGUAUACGCAUUAGAAGAUAUUGGGCAAUCGCCAAAUGCAAUCAUCAAUUCUUGAAGUAUUUGGUAAAUAAACUUUGAUGACGAAGACUUUGCUAAAUCAAACAUCUGAGGUCUGCACAAGGUCUAAUAAUUCUUUAAAUAAUGUUCUUAUGUGUACAGUUAAGUAUUGAGCUUGGUGAUAUCUCAAGAAACGAUCUAUAGUGACCACUGGUUAUUAACUAUAAAUAAAUAUCUCUGAGAGCCCAUGGACACACUCACCCACAUGACCAGAAAAAGGUCCCUGGAGCAAAAGUGUUUUUUUCAUUUUACAGGUCAAUUUAUGUCCUUCGUUGGCACUGUAUUUAUGUAAAUAAAAAUUCUAGGCCAAAAUUAUAUCGUCCUAAGGAAGAAAUGGAAUUUGAUGACAUCGCAAUUUACUUCUUCAAGGAGGAGUGGGAGUGUUUAAGCGCACAGCAGAAGGAACUUUACAAGGAUGUGAUGCUGGAGAAUUAUGAAAACCUCCGAUCUUUAGGUCAUGUGAAAUUGAAGCCUUCACUUGUUUCAAAGAUAGAACAAGGUGAAGAGCCGUAUGUGACGCGCCAUCUAACAGAAGAGAAGCCUUCUCUGGAUACGUACAAAGUAGGUGGCUCAGCAACGUGGGAAGCUGAUAUGGCUAUUAAGAAAUGUGUUCAAGAAUCCAGUGAAUUGUCAGACUGUCACAAAACCAUAAAUGUGAUGCCGCAUUAUUACAGAGAGUAUAAGUCACAACAGGUUGCACAGGAGAAUGUUUAUGCAGAAGAGAACACAUUGACAUGUUAUGAAUGUGGAAAAUGUUUUACUCGAAAGACAAAUCUUCGUGCACAUAUGAUCAUUCAUACAGGAGGGAAGCCAUUUACAUGUUCUGUAUGUGGAAAAUGUUUUAAGAAUAAAUCAUAUGUUCUUAGACAUCAGCGCAUUCAUUCAGGGGCAAAACCCUAUACAUGCUAUGAAUGUGGGAAAUGUUUUAGAUUGAAGGAAUAUCUUCUUGUUCAUCAAGUGAACCAUACUUUAGAAAAACCAUUCUUAUGUUCAGAAUGUGGAAAAUGUUUUACAGAUAAAAGAUCCUUUCAUAAACAUAAAAGAUUUCAUACUGGAGAACGAUUACAUUCCUGUUCUGAAUGUGGAAAACUUUUUACCAGCAACUCUGCUCUCAUUGUACAUCAGAAGAUCCAUACAGGAGAGAGACCCUUUGCAUGUGUGGUAUGUGGGAAAUGUUUUAGAGUGGAACAUUCUCGUGAUUAUCAUCAAUCGACCCAUGCAGGAGCAAAACCUUUUUCUUGUUUAGAAUGUGGUAAAUGUUUUAGAGUUAAGAAAUCGCUCCUCAACCAUCAAACAAUCCAUACAGGAAUGAAACCGUUUUCAUGUUCAGAAUGUGGACAAUCAUUCACUGUAAAACAAUCGCUUCUUCAUCAUAAAAGAUUGCAUACUGGAAUGAAGCCAUAUUCAUGUUCUGAAUGUGGGAAAGGCUUCACAGUGAAAAAGUCUCUUGUUGAACAUAAAAGAAUUCACACAGGAGAGAAACCAUUUUGUUGUUCUGAAUGUGGGAAAUGUUUCACGGUAAAACGAUCUCUUGUUAAACACACAAAAAUCCAUAUGGAACUUGACCUGUUUGAAUGUUUUGAAUGUGGAAAACACUUUAAUAGUAGGUUAUCUCUUGUUCUGCAUCAGAAAAAUCACAGAAAGGACAAUUUACUUAGCUGUAGUGAAUGUGGGAAAUGUUUUUUUAAAAAUACAAAACUUGUUAUUCAUCAGAAACUCCACACAGAGAAAAAACUAUUUGAAUGUAUGGAAUGUGGGAAAUGUUUUAAAUUAAAAAAUUAUCUUACUAAACACCAGAAGGUUCAUUUAUAAGUACACUUUAGGGAAUGUUUUAUUUAAAAACAUCAUGUUGUCUUGUAUAUAAUAAUUUAUUAUAACGUGAACCCUUUUACUAAGAUGUAAGGACAAGGAAAUAAUAGACUAUAUUUAAAGGGAUAUGAAACUCAAUUUUUUUUCUUUCAUGAUUAAGAAAGAACAUGCAAUUUUUAAACAACUUUACAAUUUACCUUUAUUAUCUAAUUUGCUUCAUUCUCUUGAUAUCCUUUGUUGAAAAGCAUAUCUAAAUAAGAACAGAAGCUGCUGAUUGGUUGCUGCACAUAGAUGCCACGUGUGAUUGGCUCACCCAUGUGAUUUGCUAUUUCUUCAACAAAUGAUAGUUGAAAAAUGAAGCAAAGUAAAUUAGAAUUUCUUUCAUGUAAUUAGCAAGAGUCCAUGAGCUAGUGACGUAUGGGAUAUA